Molecule: messenger RNA, 5787 nt
Organism: Cataglyphis hispanica
Lineage: Eukaryota; Metazoa; Arthropoda; Insecta; Hymenoptera; Formicidae
Exons: 5
Coding region: 1538-3397 (619 amino acids)
Source: RefSeq, a predicted model, not a curated record
AUGCGUGCGAAAAUAUCAAUUUUAUGUGAUAUAUCAUUUUCUAUAUGAUCAAAAAAUAUUUCUGCGCAAUGGCUCGUGUUUCUUUUGGUACGCGGUUGAUCAAUUUUCCCUCCUCUCCUCACCAGCGUCGCGUCACGCAGUGCGACUGCGCGGGCCGAGCAGUCUGUCCGAAAAGAUCCGAAGUUAGUCGUCGUUGGGCGCUUCGGCCGCUCGGUUCAGUCCGCGCGUAAUCGUGUAGCGUGACGCGAACGCCGGCUCCGAGACAGCAUCUGCCGCUCUCGCGAGCGAGUUUCGGUUGACAUUUCGCCCCGUGAGAGACCCGUUGCCGAGUCUGCGCGUAUAUGCGGUCGGUAUGUGGGCAGCCCUCGUUAACCUGGCCCUCGUUGGCGGUUGAUUCGGGCAUCCUCUCACGUGCGAAUGUUUGCGCGCGCAACUUGGCGUGUGCCUGUGAAUAGUUUCAUGUGUGUGUGUGUGUUGGUUUGAAAAUUUGAAAAGCGACAUGCGCGAGUGCAGCGUAUAAAACCGCACGGUGCAGGUGCCGCGGGAGGAAAAAGGAAGAGAGAAGUGCCAUCCGCGUCAAUCGGAUUGGAAAAAAGAUUCGCACGUGACGGAGAGACGUAAUCUCCUAACCGAUCAUCGUACUACUAACUACUACUAUUCGUCGUCGUCGGCGAUAUAACCCACAGCGGAAUGUGGCACGAGAGGCACCGCCGGCACCAUCUCGGGAGCCAUGCCGGCUGACGAGCUCGCGCGUACCCGACGAGAAGACCGAGGUGGUAGAAAACCGAGCUUACAGCCGCCUUAACGCACGCACGCACGCACGACCGACCGCGUCGUUUUGCCUCGAUAGAGAGAAGGAGUGCGAGAGUGUAAGAGAGAACUCCCUUCGCGGAUCGACCCGCGGAUCAUGCCCUUAACGAAGCACGUUGUCGUCGCAUAGUUCUGCGCUCCGAUAUGUGAGAGAACCGCCGUCUGGUGAAUGUCGUCGCCAUGGUGGAGCAACUGGUGUGCAGCAACUCGCUGAGCCCGGGAACGUAGCGUCCACAUAAGCGCCUGUGGUUCGCACAUAUAAACGUACUUCUUCUAGCUGUAAAGAAUUAAUUACGACGAGAAGGUAUUUCCGGCUCGAGAAUCGUUCACGAUAAAUGACGUGCCUUUAUGGCUUAUAUAACGAAGAUUGAAAUCGGACCUAAAGAUUAAAAUCAACGAAUAGCGUGUUAUGAAACGACGAACUUGGUGCGACUUGCAAGCUUAACGAGCAAUAUAAUCCAUUGUGGAACGUUUACAAAGCGUGAUGAAGAGAGAAGUGAUAUUUCUGACGCAUGAAGAAUCUAGAUUGAAAAGGAUAAAGUAUAUAAUGUAUUAAUGUGACUUGGAAACGAUAUGAAGAAUCUAAUCUGAGGAAGAUCGAAGUUAAUAAUCAAUGUGACUCGGUGUAAUUCAGUAGUCUCUUCAGUCACGUAGCCGUCAUGUGAGGAUCUGCAGGGAAGAAAAGAGAAGAAGCCUCACCCUGUGUGACACCAGCGAGUGUCGAGUAAUGCUGAAGCACAUCUUGACGGGGCAGCCGUCGUCAACGGGCUCCAGGCAUCAUCAUAAUGAUUAUCAAACGAGCUCGGGCUCGUUGCACGGCGGGCACCAUCAUCACCAUUUGCACAAUAACUCGCUGCACCAGGAGCAGCAACCGCAACAGCAGCAGCCGCAAUCGCAACAGCAUCACCACCAUCAUCAUUAUACCGGAGGCGCCGGGACAACGCGCGGUGGACAUCGCGGUAACAACGGCGGAAUCGAUGUGUACGACUCCAUGGUGCAGAGAUCGAUGGCGCAUCAAUCGGCGACGACGCCCUCGUCGACACACCGGCAUCCGUUAAAUCACUCCCAGCUGAGCGUCAACAAUCUGUCGCAACGCUUGAAUCACUCGCACGCGCUCAAUGUGUCGACGCUGUCGACCUCCAAGCACUCGGUCAACAGCGUCAGUCCGGUAGCCGGCGCUAAUGGUAACAAUAACGGCGCCAACAAUAAUAAUAACAACCAUAACAACAUUUCGGUCGCGAGUCAGCUGGGCCAUACCGUCAUCUCGCAAACGAGCGCCUUGCAUCAAGAUCGUCCGAAAGCGAACGGUGGUCUCGACAUCUCCAGGCUGUCGCGGUUGCCGAGCCAGAAUACGCCGUCACCCGCACCUGCCGCACCUGCGCUUCCUGUCGUGGCCGGCCAGGUAGCUGGCGGGCCAACGGUAAUACCCCUCAAUACCUCCUGGUCCUCGUCCCUGUCUAGGAAUCUUCAUCGGAACGACGAAGCAGGCGUGAAAGAGAUGCUGACGAGCCUUGGACUAUUGUGCCUAGUGUCUCUACUUCUGGCACUGCUCUCAGUUAUCUUUCUGUUGAAAAUCUCACCGCUCACAGUCACGUCCAACAGUCUCAUCAGUCCCGAGGAGUUUGUCAUUGUUUAUGAGGUCACCCUAGCGUUGUGUGCUCUCGCCCUGUCGCUCAACUUGUGUUGUCUGUUGGUCUGCGCCAUACAGUUCCUUUUCGCGGUGAAACUCGUCAAGACUUCGUACCAGGGACACCGGAGUAACAAGUACCUGCAAAAAUCGUCCAUCAGCCGCGUAUGCGCCGUCGGAGGUUUUUUCAUUAGCAUUCCGGUCUUUCUAACCGGCAUGAUUCUGUACACAUUCAUCCAAUUCCACUCGACACCAGCGAUUGUCACGUCGGUCUUCAUCGGCCUCGGCAUCGUGUUUUGCGGAUGCGCCAUGGUCCAUAACGUCUUCGUAUGGCAGAAAGAGAAGACGAAUGCGGUAAAGGCGUUUGCCCGCGAACAAUGCGAGGCUGCGGCGCAGCUGCAACGUCAACAGCAGCAACAACCCUAUCAGCAGGCGCACUCGCAGCACCAACAACAGCAUCAACAUAAUCAUCAACAGCAGCAUCAUCAUCACCAUCAACAUCAGCAAUCGCAAUUACGACCGACGCUGCAUACAAGUUCAAAGAUUGGUGGCGGCUCGAUGACGGUCCAUUCGACCACCAGCCUGCUGGCCCAAUCGCCUCGCGGUCUCCAGCAUUCUUACCAGCAUCAUUCUCAUCAGCACCAUCCUCACCAGCAGCGGCACGUGUCCUCCAUGUCGCCGCCGUUGUCAUUAUCAUCCCCGCAUCCCGCGUCGCAGCAUAACCACCUGACGCAUCGCGGUGCCGUCGCGGCCGCUGCUGCUGCCACGCCACCAACGACGCCCGGCGACCGAUCGCCGCCAAGCCCCAACGGCGUCGGCGGCAGCGGCAAACUCAACAGGUCGCAGCAUCUGCCGCGCGAGGCAAGCGGCAGCGUCAGCCCCGGCUUGCCGGCGGCCACGCUCGAUCUCAGUAGCGCCGCCACUACAAACAGCCCGCACGAAUUGUCGACUCUCGUCUAAAGAUCUUGAUGGAGUGUUAAAAUAACUCUAAAAGUCAAAGGAUCCACGAAUUUAUUCGAAGGGAGUAUUCUUUGAUCAAUCGAAGGGAUUAUCUCCUAAACUGAAACAUUUUAUAAAGGAUUUUUAAAUUUGUUUGGAAACAGACUCUUCACUCAAUUAAAGAAUUAGAAUUAAAAAUAUCGAAGGAUGGGAAAAAUCAGAUUAAUCUUAAUAUAUCGGUUACAAUUAAAAGAUUUAUGCUUAAAUCGUUUUAUAUAAAUAUGCACCUUUAAGAAUCGUCAAGCUAAAUGCCUAAUUAUGUAUAAAUAGAAUUGAUGUUGUCUAGCAAGAAGGGACCAAAAAUUGCUGACUAAGACUGUCACUUUAUUUUAUUAUCGCGUCAUUAAUGUUACCGGAAUAUUAUGACAUUAUGGUGCGGUCAAUCGAUUAAUGUUUUUAUUUUGUUACAAGAAUAUACAUAUCUAAAUAUUGACUUGACCGAAUUAUCUUAGGCCGAUUUGAUGAAGAUAAAUCGCAAACUUUUUGCCCACCGUGUACAUAAUAUCCACGAAACAUCGAUCAGCGAUCGCCGGAAGAAUACCGCUCAGAGUCUUGUUACCGGCAAUUUAUUUUUGAGAUUCGUGCGUUUGCAGACUUAUUGUUAGUCCCGAGCUUAAACGUAACUAUACGUAACGCUGUAAGUGGCGUGAGUACGGAAAUUAAGGGACUGAGAAAGGGAAGAGUUUCGCGCCCUUCGUAACGCGUGCAACACGAAACGCCGAAAGCAAAAAUGCCAGCUGUCUGAAUUCUCCCGUAUACUUUGUUGACCACCUGAGUAAAAACACGAAAUACAAGACUGAUAUUUUGUCAGUUUAACUCAUUUCUUCAGUCCAAAAGAUCGUAAUGCAUUUUUUUUCCCCAUUGUUUUUACAUUAAUAUUACUGAUGUAAUUUUUGUUUUUAAUCAAAUUUUAAUGAAAAUUUCUGUCGAAUUUAUCAGCAAGAUUUCCUCAAUCAUGUCUUCGUCUAACAUCCAUUAUUGUGACAUUUCCGACAAUUACCAACGGCCUUGGAACUUAUACUCUCAAAGCCAACUAUCUUUAUAGUCCGGGUUGUUAUACCAGUAUUAUUCACAUCUAUUUUUUUGUUUCUUCCCAUCGGUACGUAGUUCUCUCACAUAGUCAGAAUGUCCAAAUUGUCUUAAUCCUGCUAGUAUUGUAACUAACAUAAUUUAAUGACUUGCCGAUAGUGUUAGUUCCUGUUGACCUUGACGAGCUAUACAUUUUUUUUGCAUACCGCUAUAAUAUUCUUGAUCAGGUUCGCCUGCUUAACUACUUAUCAACGCGUUCGGAGGAACCGUAUACAUACAUAUAUGUAUAUUCACAUAAUAUUCUCGGAAAAAUUCCAUGCCGCGUCGAGGAUCCUUUCGCCCGACGAAACUUGCCGAUUUAUGCUUUCUUUACGGCUCGUAUAUCCCGCUAUCAGCAGCGAGAACGGCAACAGGUUCCCGUAACCUGUUGCGCAACGUUGACGAAAAAAUUCCUUAUACCGAAUACUGCAUGUUGCAUUUGUGCGUCGUAAGUAUUUUCUGGUUACCUGAUAUCAUUCUCGUAAUAUAUAUCAGAUAACCGGAAAUAAAUUUCGUACGGUUUCCCAUAUCGAGAAUAUAAAAUUCUAAUAAAAUUUUGGCAAACAGAUUUCAUUCAUUACAGUAUAUGCACGCUUUACAAAAAAAAGGAUUUUUUUUUCAUGAUUCAAAUUAUAUGAUAAUCAAUUUAUAUGAUAAAUACAUACAGGCAUACGAAAGUACACCGGUUUUAUUCGUGUUUUUUUUUUUAAGAUAAUAUAAUUUAUACUAAAAAUGAUUCACUAAAACCGUAUGAAAUAAUUACAUUUCGACGAUCGCCGAGAAACUCCAAUUAUCCCGAGAAUAAAUAUAAAUAACCAAAUAUAAUGAUUGACAUAUAUUUCAACAAUAUAUAAAUAUAUAUAUAUAUAUAUACACCCAAUAAUGUAUACAUACUUUCGAUACAUUAGAAAUCCGAGAGACGAGAAAUUGGCAUGUAUGUAAAUCUUGCCAUAUUUUUAAUUUUUAUUAUUAUAAUUUGUACUUAUCUUACAGAACCUCUAGUCCUAGAUUACUUUCGUUCACACGGAAGCAUAAGACUUUAGAAUUCUGAUUAACAUUAUAAUUAAGCGGUUGAUAAGAUGCUUGAAAUUUGCGAACUCGACAUAAUGGUAGAAUUGAAUUUUUAUGUUUCCGCGAAAUUAUAUUUUUUAAGAAAAGCAAAUUGUGUGUGUGUCUGUGUGUGUGAAAGAAUAAAAGGAAAGAUAAUUAUAAUAAAAUAUACAAUAAGUAGCAUAUCAAAAGCGAAAGAAAUGAAGAAUCUCAAUAAGAAAAAUACGAAUCAA